AAACAAAGAGGCUUAGGAAAAUAAGAAAACUGUAAAACUCUUUUGAAGUUGACCUCGCUCAUCGGUGUUGGUGGGUCAACAUUAUACAACUACUAGUGCCUAGUAGGACAGGUACAUGUCUAUUCCAAAAAUCCAAAUACCGCUUAGUGCUCUCACCAACUCUUUAUCCACUUCUCCUAUAUAAAUAAAUACCAUCCUCAGCCCAUUUCUCUUCUUCAAAUAUCAAACUUUUCAUUUUCAAGAUAUUCAAUUUCAAACAAUCAAAUAAAUGGCCAUCCGUAUUGAUGAUGAAGCCCCUAUCCAUGGAGAUGUAUUAGAAACUAUUCUUUCACACGUGCCACUUAUUGACUUAGUUCCUGCUUCAUACGUGUCAAAAUCGUGGAGCCAAGCUAUUACUUCUUCUCUCCGAUGCUUCAACAAGCCGAAGCCGUGGCUCAUUAUCCACACUCAAUGCACUCGCUCUCCUUAUGACAUUUCUGUACAUGCGUAUGACCCCCGUUCACACGUGUGGAUCAAGAUAUCUCAACCGUCCAUUAAGUACGUCUCCGCACUACGAUCAUCUCAUUCAAAUUUAAUCUACAUGCUUUCUCCAUCGAAACUCUCCUUCUCAUUUGAACCCAUGAAUCUCACGUGGCAUCACGUGGAUGCCCCGCAAGUAUGGCGGACCGAUCCUAUCGUAGCUCACGUAGGUGGCUCCGUUAUUAUAGCCGGUGGCACGUGCGAUUUCGAAGACGAUCCGCUAGCUGUGGAAAUAUACAACGCGGAGACUCGCACGUGGGAAAUGUGCGAGUCAAUGCCCGAUAUAUUAAAAGAUUCUGCAGCUUCUACUUGGUUAUCAAUCGCCACAACGGGCGACAAACUCUACAUUUCCGAGAAAUUUACAGGUGUCACUUACUGCUUUGACCCGAAAACCAAGAAGUGGUCUGGACCUUACGAGCUAAGGCCCGAACCACGUAUUUUCCACUCGAUAGUCGGAUUUUCAAAUAACCGUUUGAUCCUUAUUGGCAUGAUCGGGGACACUGAAAAUGUGACUGGAAUUAAAAUUUGGAAAGUGGACACGCAGAGUUUCGAGUGCCAUGUAUUGGGGGAAAUGCCAUCGGCGUUAAUUCAGAAGGUUCAGAGUGAAACAUUCGGAGUUUCAUCCAUCACUGUGUGUUUAGCUGGAGAUUAUGCUUACAUGAGUAAGUCGUCAGAGGUGGCGGAGGAGAUAGUGGUCUGUGAGUUUAAAAAUGGUGGCGGAUUACGGUGGUGGAGCAUGAAAAAUGCGGCUGCCGGUGAUGGAAAUAGAUCGGAGAGAGUGGUGUUUACUUGUUCGGUUAUUGGGUUAGGUAAUUUGAAGCGAGCUGUGUCAUCGGAAAAUCGGAAAUUUGCUGUCAAGUUGUGAAAAUUUGACGCAUGGACUAUUUGUUUUCAUGUUUUUAUUUUGGCAUUAAAGCUGUAAUUUAUUUCAUUGCUGCCAUUUUUUCUGUCGUUGUUGUCUCCUAAGUACUUUUUUUUUUUUU
Molecule: messenger RNA, 1502 nt
Organism: Capsicum annuum
Lineage: Eukaryota; Viridiplantae; Streptophyta; Magnoliopsida; Solanales; Solanaceae
Product: F-box/kelch-repeat protein At1g23390
Exons: 1
Coding region: 269-1384 (371 amino acids)
Biological process (GO): proteasome-mediated ubiquitin-dependent protein catabolic process
Cellular component (GO): nucleus; cytosol
Molecular function (GO): protein binding
Source: RefSeq, a predicted model, not a curated record